AUGGCUGAAAAGACGCAAUCCAAUUUCGCUAUCGAUUUCUUGAUGGGUGGUGUCAGUGCCGCUGUCGCCAAGACUGCUGCCUCCCCAAUCGAGAGAGUCAAGUUGUUGAUCCAAAACCAAGAUGAAAUGAUCAAGCAAGGUUCUUUGGACAGAAAAUAUAACGGUAUUGCCGACUGUUUCAGGAGAACUGCUCAACAGGAAGGUAUUGUUUCUUUCUGGAGAGGUAACACUGCUAACGUUAUCCGUUACUUCCCAACCCAAGCUUUGAACUUUGCUUUCAAGGACAAGAUUAAGGCUUUGUUCGGUUUCAAGAAGGAGGACGGUUACGGUAAAUGGUUUGCUGGUAACUUGGCUUCUGGUGGUGCCGCUGGUGGUUUGUCUCUAUUGUUCGUCUACUCUUUGGAUUACGCCAGAACCAGAUUGGCUGCUGACUCCAAGUCUUCCAAGAAGGGUGGUGAACGUCAAUUCAACGGUCUAGUCGAUGUUUACAAGAAGACUUUGGCUUCCGAUGGUCUUGCAGGUUUGUACAGAGGUUUCCUACCAUCUGUCGUUGGUAUUGUGGUUUACAGAGGUUUGUACUUUGGUCUUUACGAUUCUUUGAAGCCAUUGUUGUUGACCGGUUCUUUGGACGGUUCCUUCUGGGCUUCUUUCCUAUUGGGUUGGGUUGUUACCACCGGUGCUUCCACCGCUUCUUACCCAUUGGAUACCGUUAGAAGAAGAAUGAUGAUGACUUCUGGUCAAGCCGUUAAGUACGACGGUGCUUUCGACUGUUUCAGAAAGGUCGUUGCUGCUGAAGGUGUCGGUUCUUUGUUCAAGGGUUGCGGUGCUAACAUCUUGAGAGGUGUCGCUGGUGCCGGUGUUAUCUCCCUAUACGAUCAAUUGCAAAUGAUCAUGUUCGGUAAGAAGUUCAAAUAA
Messenger RNA from Torulaspora delbrueckii, 915 nucleotides. It is a transcript of the gene PET9, whose product is annotated as ADP/ATP carrier protein PET9. Gene Ontology annotation, molecular function: ATP:ADP antiporter activity. NCBI's taxonomy places the organism in Eukaryota, Fungi, Ascomycota, Saccharomycetes, Saccharomycetales, Saccharomycetaceae. The transcript has a single exon. Bases 1 to 915 code for a protein of 304 amino acids. Gene Ontology annotation, cellular component: mitochondrial inner membrane. Gene Ontology annotation, biological process: mitochondrial ADP transmembrane transport; mitochondrial ATP transmembrane transport. The record is from RefSeq and is a predicted model, not a curated record.